UCACGUCACGCUCCGUGUGGAGAAUAUAACGGAGGUCGCGGCUCGGGCUCAGCGCUUUUCUGCAGAGGAGACAAGGCGAGCAUCAUGCCGAGCCCGCGCGCACGGAGCCCGAGGACACAUCUGAGCUUUGUCACGCAGUUUGUCAUCCACACUCUCCACUGAUGCUACUCCGGGUGAACUUUUUUUUAUACUUUUGUCUCGGAUUUUCAUCAUGGGAAAGUUGUAAGGCGCUCUGAAGACGCAGGUUUGGAUACGGCACACGCGUAAUUGCGCACAAGAAAGCGACCCUUUGGCAGCUCCCCGUGCGCUCUGAUCUCACCACUGGACCCUCUGACAUGGAUCAGUCUCAGCAGUGUGUGGCCAUGUAUCUGCUGGUGCUCUCCCUCGGACUCCUGAUGGACAGCGGGAUCUGUCAGCACUACUACCUUCUGCGCCCUAUCCCGAGUGACAGCCUGCCGCUUGUGGAAUUAAAAGAGGACCCGGACCCCGUCUUCGACCCCAAGGAGCGGGACCUUAACGAGACCGAGCUCAAGAGCGUCCUGGGAGACUUUGACAGCCGCUAUUUGUCGGUUUUGGCCCCCAUGGAGGACCGAUACACCGGGAACGACGAGCUCGAUGACUUUGAGGUCCAGAAGCCGAGUGGAGUACUGCCGAAGGAGAUCCGAGCGGUGGAUUUCGACGUUCAGUUCGGCAAGAAGCACAAGCCCAGUAAGAAACUGAAGCGGCGGCUGCAGCAGUGGCUGUGGGCGUACUCGUUCUGCCCGGUCGUGUACACGUGGACCGACCUGGGGAACCGGUUCUGGCCGCGGUUCGUGCGGGUGGGCAGCUGCCUCAGCAAGAGGUCGUGUUCGGUUCCGGAGGGCAUGGUGUGUAAACCUGCGAACUCGACCCACCUGACGAUACUGAGAUGGAGAUGCGUGCAGAGGAAAGGAGGACUGAAAUGCGCCUGGAUACCGGUGCAGUACCCGAUCAUCACAGACUGCAAAUGCUCCUGUUCAAGUUAAAAAAAAGAAAAGAAAAAGACUAAAUAAUAAAUUAUAAGCUCAUUAUUUUUGUGAUUCUUUUUUCACGUGCACUACCGAGUGUAGGAAUGUAUUUUCUGUAUAUGCGGUGCCAUGCAGUUAUAUAUAGCUCCCUGUACAAAGUCAGUAUUAUUUGUAACCAGAGCCUACUUUAUUUGUGGAGAAUAUUGGUUAUAUAUUUUGUAUUUAUGGAGAUAUGGCGCAUAGAGCCACGUAAGGACUCGCUGCUUUUCCAUAUUUGGAUGAAGCAGAUCGACCUCAGAGUUAAACGUGGAUUAUUGAUACAGCCGUGCAUUGGCGACUUGUUUUAUCCUGUAAAUUAAGGAAAUGUGCUAUUUAUUCUUUAUAUUCGUACAAUAAAACGACACUGAAAUGA
Messenger RNA from Centropristis striata (black sea bass), 1398 nucleotides. Its product is annotated as noggin-like. Lineage: Eukaryota; Metazoa; Chordata; Actinopteri; Perciformes; Serranidae. Gene Ontology annotation, biological process: dorsal/ventral pattern formation; negative regulation of cell differentiation; negative regulation of BMP signaling pathway. The coding region runs from base 336 to 1004 and encodes 222 amino acids. The transcript has a single exon. The record is from RefSeq and is a predicted model, not a curated record.